Messenger RNA from Chlamydomonas reinhardtii, 3630 nucleotides. RefSeq lists its product as uncharacterized. The record is from RefSeq and is a predicted model, not a curated record. NCBI's taxonomy places the organism in Eukaryota, Viridiplantae, Chlorophyta, Chlorophyceae, Chlamydomonadales, Chlamydomonadaceae. The transcript is spliced from 3 exons. The coding region runs from base 195 to 3059 and encodes 954 amino acids. Gene Ontology annotation, molecular function: protein binding.
GUGGUUACUUCGUCGGUAUGGGGGGCUCCGGUCUGCCUUUCCUUCGUCCCGACAGAGUGCCCGGGGGUUUCGGUGGUUUGGUGCCGUGACCCUGGAGUCCCUGGUGCCCGAUCGUAGACGAAUUGUGUUUGGCGUCCCCUGACGUAAAUGAAUAUAUCAAUGGCACAAUACUGAUAAUUUCUCACUUAUAUACCAUGGGUCUGGACAGUUUGCCGUUUGAGCUUCUCCUUAAAAUUGCGAAAAGCUUGGACGGGUUUGCGCUGAAAGCUCUGCGCCGUUGUUCAAAGCAGUUACGAGAUGUAGCAAACUCAGCUGUCAGUCGCAUCACCAUCCAGGGCUCCAGCUCGCGCGGCGUCGAUGAGGGCCCGCUGCGCCAUCCUCGCCAUUCAGUAAUCCCCCAGAGGCAAGGUCGGCUGCCGCUGCAUCAGCUGUUCCCCAACCUGCACACGCUCGAGAUCAGCUGCAAGCGAGCCACGGACUUUGUGAGCAAGCUGGAGCCGGCGUGGCCGUUUCUGACGGGGCAGGUGCUUCCCGGCCUAGCCCGCCUGACGCACCUGGACCUGAGCGGUCUAGCUGUCAAGCUCGGUAGCACCGCAUGGCGCCAGCUAGCCACCGGCGCCGCCGCCAGUCGCAGCUUGCGCCGCCUCACCACCGCCGCCGCCGCGCUGCAACACCCAGACGCCGCCGCCACCACCGCGGCUGAGCAGGGCGGGCGGCUGGCGGCGGCGCUACCCAGCCUUGCCUUUGUGGCGCAGGAGGUGAGUCGCCUCCGCCACGUCGCGCCCAAUGCCGGCGGCGGCAGUAGCAGCAGUGCUGCCGCUGGUGCCGGUGCUGUUUGCAGUGGCGGCGGCAGUAGCAGUGCGGGCGUUGGCGCAGCGGAGGCAGCCGAGUCACAACAACGGCAGGCCGGGACAGUAGCAGCAGCAGCAGAAGCGGUGGAAGCAACAACCUUAGCAGGGGGAGCGGCGGCGAGCGGCAUUACGGUGACGGUGGUGCGGGGCGGCGCCGGAAGUUACCUCACCGUACGCAGCAGCACGGCGCUGGACGGCCUGAGGCGGCUAGUGCUGGAUGGCGUGGUGGACGGGGCGGCGCUAGUGCUUAACCAGGAACUGUUGAAAGAGGAGGAGGACCGGGCUUUGCUAGGCAGCGGCUGGCUUGCUCCGGGCCUGCGCCGCCCCGGUCAAGCUGCUGCCGACACUGCUACUGCCGUGGAGCGGGUGCUACUGCCGAGGCUGCUGGCGCCGCUGUCGGGACUGCGGCUGUUGCACCUGGUGUCGCCAGUGAACGCGGCGCCCGCUCUCAGCGCCUUCACGGCUCUGGAGGAGCUCCACCUAGCCGGCGCCGGCCUGCGCCUAUUUGACCUCUCCCACCUGCAGCCCUGCAGCCGCCUGACCCGACUCGUCCUACACGAUCUAGACCACCCCACCACUCUGGCCGGCGCCGCAGCGGAUGCGGUGUUGGCGCUCAUGGUGGAUGAUACCGGGCAAAGCGUCAGCAAGGACCGCGACAUCGAACAGCGAAUUGCGGAGGCGGAUGAGGUUGCCGCGGCACUCAAGGCCUUCGCCAUCGAGUGCGGCUACCUCAGCGGCAGUAGCCGCAGCCACAACAGCAGAUGCGGUGGUGGCGCCGCGAAUGACGGCAGUAGCAGCAGCAGCAACGGCGGCACUGGCGGCGGCAAUAAUGGGGACGGUGAUUCUUCGCGGGAGGAGGGCGAGGAGGAGGGCAGGCUGCUGCGGCUGCUGCGGCGGGUGCUAGGGCUGCCGCAGGUGCGGAGCCUAGAGCUCGGCGGCGGCAGUAGCAGCGGCGUGUUUGGGGGCCUGCGCAUUGCGGCCUUGUUCCCCGGCCUCACCUCACUGCGGGCACCCAUUGUGCACAGCGAAGCGCUCCGCGAUGCCACCAGUCUGACCGCACUCACGCUGCUACUGCCGUCGUCGCCGGCUACGGCAGCAGCUGGCGGCGCCGGCUACGGCAGUAGCACAGAGGGCGGGGGCAGCGGCUGUAGCAGGGGUUGCUCAGCUGCUGCGGCAGACGUGGCCAGCCUCAUGGGGCUCUGCAGCCUCGCCCUGGAGGCUGUGGUGGCUGUAGCAGGAGGAGGGCCCGACUGGGUGGCGGCUGCCGGCGGCGGCAGUAGCAGGGCAGGUGGCAGUAGCAGCGCCGGAGGGGCGCCGGCCGGGACGAUGUCGUUGGCGGCGGCGCUGCAGGGCGCGGCGGCGCUGCCGCAGCUGCAGCGGCUGCAAUUCAUAAACAUGCGCCCACAGGCUGUGUGUGAGCUGGGCGGUCUGCUACAGCCCACCGGGUUGCUACAGCCCACCGGGUUGCUGCAGCCGGCGCAGGCGCAGCCCGCCUUUGCGGCGCUGCGAUGUGUCAGCCUGUGUGGGUCGUCAAUUCACGUCGACUGGCUGGCGGGAGUUGUGGGCAUGUUGAACGGCCUAGCGAUGCUUUCGGAUGGCGGUGCGGCGGCGCUGGCGGCGGCGGCGGAGCAGCGGGAGGCGCGCCGGCGGCGCCGCCUGUGGGACGGGCGCACGCCACAGGCACACGGGCAGGCGGUGGAGGGGGUGGAGGGGGUGGAGGUGGUGGAAAUGGUGGAGGUGUUUCGCCCGCGCAUGUGUCUGGAGCUCUGUGAUGGGCCGGCGGUGGCGCCGCGGGCGGCAGCGGCAGUAGCAGCGGCAGCGGCACCGGCGGCAGUAGCAGCAGAUGGCUCGGCUCGGCUCAGGGCGGGGACGGGUGGGCGUGGCGGCGGGAACGGCGGCGCGGCAGCGGUCACGUGGACUGUGCUGGGGGAGGCGCUAGCAGGCUGUCCGGUGGUGGACUGGGUGCGUGUGCGCCACUGCCCCGGACUGCCGGAGGAUGUGGGAGCCGGGGGCGGUGCGGGCGCGGGUGAGGCGCCGGUGGGAGCCGUCCAAGGGGCGGGGCAGGCCGAUGCGGGCGAGUCGGCUCAGGGACCGCGUGGGGGUGGAGGCGAGCGCGAAGGCGAGGGAGGAGCGCCAGCCGCCACGGCGCUCACGAGCCCGGUGCGGCGUGUGGCGGAGUUGGUGGCGGGGCUGGAGUGGGCGGCGUGAGCGGCGUGGCGUGGCGUGGCGUGGCGUGGCGUGGCGUGGCGUGGCCUGGGGUGGCAGCUCGGCAAAAAACACAUGCAAGAUGCCACCAGGGUGUUUGCAACGCCAGGUUAUGCACGCUGGCGCCGCCCCCGUGUGGCGUGCCUACUAGGGAUUCGUCUUGGAGAGGUGUGGAUUCUCCUACACUCUCCGCCGCAAGGUGUUGGGUAGACUACCUGCUACAUGGGGCGUAGCGUGGGGGCUGCAUGGUGUCACACGCUGGCAGGGCCAGUGGGGGAGCAGCUCAAGACGAGGAGGAAGCCGUUGGUUGCGAUGGACGGAGGAGGUUGUUAUGAAGGAGGUUGUUAAGCGGCGGCUGCCGGUUGGUUGGUUGGUUGGCUGGUUGGUUGGUUGGCUGGUUGGCCGCAUUGCAAGCUCAGUGGUUUAACAACAGGCAUCGCUCGAGGUGCUGGAGGUGCUGGAGGUGGGCUGGCGGCGGAGUGCCCGGUGUAAGUAGGUAGGCGUGCGGCAACAGGUGUUGUCUUGCACGAUUGCGUUAUGCACCGGUGUGUGUACUGCUCUUGCAACAAUUACG